Pyricularia grisea is the source of this 1197-nucleotide messenger RNA. RefSeq lists its product as uncharacterized. The record is from RefSeq and is a predicted model, not a curated record. The transcript has 2 exons. The coding region runs from base 1 to 1197 and encodes 398 amino acids. NCBI's taxonomy places the organism in Eukaryota, Fungi, Ascomycota, Sordariomycetes, Magnaporthales, Pyriculariaceae.
AUGCAACAACUCUACCUCAACCCAACUCAACCAUCACAAUUACUGACGGGGCAUGUAGCGGGGGAUGGGUCCAUCAGCCUGCCUCUCGCCAACCUUGCGGGCCUUGAGACCCUUGGCAGCCCAGUAGCUGUCAAGCGCAUCGCUCACCUCAUCGACCUUGCUGUAGGCAUCAGUGUCAGCCAGGAAGGCAACAGCAGCCUCGAUGCUCUCAUCGCUAAAGGCACCAGUGCGACCCGUGAAGUCGGUAGCACCAAAUGCCUUGGCACGCCAGCGCUGCUCCAUGGGGUCGAUGAAGUGAGUCUUCUCGUCGUAGCCAAAGUCGGGCAGGGCAGUCACGUUGAAGGCGGCCAUCAUGUCGUGGUCCUCGUGGAUCAGGUUGUGGCAGUGGAACAUGUAGACGCCGUCCCAGGGGGCGUAGUGAGCCUCGACGAGCACCUUUUCGUUCUUGCCCAGCCAGACGACGUCCUUGAGACCGGCGGCCUCGUAGGGCAGGACGGAGCGGUCGCCGUCGCGCUCCAGAACCCUAAAGUCGACAAGGUGGAUGUGGAUGGGGUGGGACCAGCCGCCGGACGAGUUCUCGAGCUCCCAGAUCUCGACGGUUCCGCGGGGGACGUUGGCGAGCAUGCGGUUGUUGACGUCGGCAAAGGUGAUGCCGUUGAUGCGCCACUCGGACUUUUGGCGGUGGAAGCGGAAGAAGUGGCUGAUGGCGUUGUUGGCGACGGGCUUGGGGAAAGGGACGGUGCGCAGGGCCGAGGGGACCACGCUGGUGUCGGGGGCGGUGGUCUUGUCGGCGACGAUGAAGCGCAUGACCUUGUCCGUGUUGGCGUAGUCCUUGUCGACGCCGGGGCCGCCGGCGUUGGGCAGGUUCAGGAGGUCGAUGGCCUGGCCGGCGUACUGGGAAAAGUCAAAGACGAUCUCGUAGCGCUCGGCGUUGGCGACGUAGAUGUUGGAGACCUGCUGGGGGGUCUCGAGGAGACCGGCGUCGGACGCGAUGACCUGGAAGGGGAUCUUGGCGCUGCUGGAGCCGACGGGGGCAAAGUACAGGGCGAAGGCGCGCGAGACGGCGGCGUCGAGGAAGCGGAAGCGGUACUUGCGCGGCUCGACGUUCAGGAAGGGCCAGGGCUGGCCGUUGACGUGGAUCACGUCUCCCCAGAAGCUGUCCUCCUCACCAUCGGUGGAGACCAGGUCGCCGUUUGA